GACCCCCAGUCACUGUUCGUCCAGGGCACCCCGGACCAGGUGGACUCCCUUCUUCAGACGGCCAAGAAGCAGUUCGACCCAGCCCGGAGCGACCGGGUGCUGGUCCUCGGCGGCAGCGACAUGUGGCUCUCGGAGGUGCUUACCCACACCGACAACUUCCACACGACAGAGCACAAUCCCGAAGGCUACCACGACCUCAUCAAG
This is a messenger RNA of Prorocentrum cordatum, 204 nucleotides long. Lineage: Eukaryota; Dinophyceae; Prorocentrales; Prorocentraceae. The record is from the annotation of a GenBank genome assembly.